AUGCCCGAAAGAGGCUGGAUACCUGACAGCUGUAAUUUCCACAAACACAUGCCCCUCUGGCUUCAGUUGGCAAGUAAUAUCAUUGAAAAGUCGAUAUUAAUCGAUAGGUGGAAAGUGGAAUAUGGCAGGGUGGAAUUCAUUGUACGGUCUUUGGAUCUGAUCGUAAAGACAACACUCGUGUUUUGUUUCCGACGAGCGAAGCGCAUGGUGGGAUUGAGAAGGUACGGUUACGGAUUCUCAUCCCAAAGAAGAGCUGUGCUAGGAUUCUCCCAAUUGGCAAUACACCCAGAAAAGGAAAUAAAACCAAACCAACUACUGUCAUAUCUGCCUAGUGUGAGGCUUGCAGACGUGUUUUCUUGCAUCGACGGUGAUUGCCUUUCCUCAUCCAUGAAUUUGAGAAUUGGAGAGCUGAAAGAUAUCCUCGGAACCUGCGCGAUGCUUUUCAAGUUGCCGAUGACGAAUAGAACCAUGAAAUGCCUUUCGAAUUUAUUUGGGUCUUUUACUGAUUUGGCCAACUGUGAACACAACCAUUUCGUGCUUCCGUUUGCUCCGUACGGUUUAUUUUGGGUGAAGUUUAGAACUCGUGGUGGUCUCUUAGAUGGUGUGCGCGGCAUCUUCACACCAGCCGGGCUCCAAGGGAAAAGACGAGUUCCAAUGCCAAAGUCGAACGAUAAUUAUGGCCCAUCUGGUCUCUCCCUAUUGCCUAUUAGUGUCUUAUUCAUAGUUGAUAUACGUAAGAAAUAUGGCAAUAAGCACAAAAUUAUGGCCAGUUGCUAUAGGAAAAGGGUCCAAGUUUCCAGCUUUAAGGACAUUCUGACCACUCCAAUAUGUAACUGUCGCGAUACAAAAUGGUACUUCGUCUGCUACGAAUUUAUUUCCGUGUGCUACGAGUUCAUCUCUGAGUACAACAUAUAUUCAAGUAUUCAUAUAAUGGCAGCACCUCUGUCUCACCGCUUCCGUCAAAGGCAAUUCAUUAAUAGUUUAAAUAUGGACUUGAGAUAA
This is a messenger RNA of Lindgomyces ingoldianus, 1002 nucleotides long. RefSeq lists its product as uncharacterized. The record is from RefSeq and is a predicted model, not a curated record. Bases 1 to 1002 code for a protein of 333 amino acids. The transcript is spliced from 11 exons. NCBI's taxonomy places the organism in Eukaryota, Fungi, Ascomycota, Dothideomycetes, Pleosporales, Lindgomycetaceae.